GUCAGCACUUCCAGCCGCGCUCGGGCCCAUUAGGCGGCACUCCCGACCGACCUCCUUCUCCUCCCACCACCACCCGUCCGCGCAUCUUCGAAGCCAUGGCGGACAAGCCAGUCUCCGUUCUCGAUCUGCUCGCCGCGAUGAAGAUCGAGGUGACGGACGAGAAGGUGGCCAGCGCCAAGCUGGACUACGUUUUGUUUCCCAAAGAAAAGAACGACAGUGGCACCUUUGCGACGACUUUCGGCGUAGACCUGCGCGGGAGCACCUUGCUCUUGCUCAGUCGCGCGCGCAAGUCGGGGAUUCUUUUCGAGUCUGCCGUGCUGAAGGAGCACUGCGCCUUCUUCCGCAAUAUGCUGUCGAGUGACUUUUUGGAGGGCACAGCUUAUAGGAGCAGGAAGAGAGCACGCACGAGUCGCUCGGAACCUGCGUCCGGCACACAUGCCGAGUCAGCAUCCAGCAUCUUCGAGAGAAGCGUCGUCACGCUAUGCGAUGUUGCGCAAUACAAGUACACUGGCAAGCUGCGCCAAAAGAUGCCGAUCUGGGACAUGGUGCCGCUCCUUCGCGCGACAGACUAUUACGACAUCAAGGACCUGGGCGGAGCUGCACUUGCGGACUGGAAGCUCUUGCAAGGUUUGAGUUCCGACCAGAUGGCCAGAGCCAUCUCGAUGGUACUGGAUCGAACCAUCUGCGGGGAGCACCUCCUUCUGCAAGAGCUCAGCAAAUACUUGUACGCGCUUGAGACCACCACGGCUCAAAAGAAGAGUGUUCAGAAUCUUCUACGAGAAUCAUGGCCCGAGCCGAACGAGCACAAUCUUCUCGCACGCACGAUCAUUCUGGUCCCACUGCUCGCCGCGGACCAGGAUGCCGCCGCAGUCGAGGCGUGGCUCGAUGAAGCAUGGACAGCCUCGCGCGAGGAUGAUGUGCAGCUCCUCGACAAGACGUUCGCGUCGCUGAGCUCGAAGCACACCGACGCGGAGCUGGCUAAGCUCCUCCGCGAGAAGCGCAUCGAUCCGUGAUCGAUCACGCUGCAAAUUUCCCGCGUUCUCCACCACUAUACCGCCAGCCAUACUCAGUCGUCACCGUCCCAUCUGCUUGUC
Tilletiopsis washingtonensis is the source of this 1094-nucleotide messenger RNA. RefSeq lists its product as hypothetical. The record is from RefSeq and is a predicted model, not a curated record. Lineage: Eukaryota; Fungi; Basidiomycota; Exobasidiomycetes; Entylomatales. The coding region runs from base 96 to 1013 and encodes 305 amino acids. The transcript has 5 exons.